This is a messenger RNA of Ipomoea nil (Japanese morning glory), 1679 nucleotides long. Its product is annotated as pathogenesis-related genes transcriptional activator PTI6-like. Bases 424 to 1314 code for a protein of 296 amino acids. Gene Ontology annotation, biological process: regulation of DNA-templated transcription. The transcript has a single exon. The record is from RefSeq and is a predicted model, not a curated record. Lineage: Eukaryota; Viridiplantae; Streptophyta; Magnoliopsida; Solanales; Convolvulaceae. Gene Ontology annotation, molecular function: DNA-binding transcription factor activity; DNA binding.
CACUCUGUUUUACACCUCCCCUUUGCCCCCCUUUUACACCUACACACUCUCUCUCUCUCUCUCUCUAUAUAUAUAUCUCUGAUUAUUAGUCUUUAUAUGCAAAUCUGAGGAGUGGGGAGUGCUUGCUUUUGCAGUAUAGUGAGAAUUUUGGGCAUUGGUACGGCCCGAAGAACUUGUGGGUUCUAUGUUUCCCGCCAAAACAGCAAAAAAAGUAGAAAUUCAUCAACUUGCACUUCCCCUUUUUCUCUUUCCUAUAAUAAUACCCACCUCUCACUUCUACUUACCCCUCCGCCAUUGAUUUCUUCUUCUUUUUUUUCUUCCCAUUAUGUAGAGUUCUUGGGAGAUAUACUCUCAUCCUUAAGUCAACUCAUCGUUUCGGUCGAUUCUUAUUUGAUCGGCGACGGCUUUUUUCAGUACUCUGUGAUGGUAUUUGAGGCAGCGAUGGAUUUGGGUUCUCCGGCGACGGUGAGGUUCUCGGAGCACGUGAUCAUGACUAACAAGCACGUGCCAGAGGGUAGUUCGGGAUCGGGGACUCUCCGGAACAGAGUUGUACGGAUCGUGGUCACCGACGGCGACGCCACGGACUCCUCCGACGAUGAAGGGGAGAGGGCGGUGGGGAGGAGUAGGAGGGUGAAGAGGCACGUGUCGGAGAUCAGGUUUGUGCCGCCGCCGCCGUCUUCGUCGGCGUCGUCGCAGAGGAAGGAGAACAUGGUUCAGUUUACUUCCAGCGGGAGUAAGAAGAGGGGGCUGAGUGACGUCACGUCGUCGGAAUCCGACGCCUGCAGCCGGAAGAAGUUCAGAGGAGUGCGUCAGCGGCCGUGGGGGCGUUGGGCGGCGGAGAUUCGCGACCCGACCCGCGGGAAACGCCUCUGGCUCGGAACUUUUGACUCCCCGGAAGAAGCCGCCACCGUCUACGACAACGCCGCCGUGAGACUAAAAGGCCCUGACGCCGUCACCAACUUCCCGAAACAAACGGUAACGAUAACGGCAGUCGAUACCGCACUCACCUCAAACAACGCGGCUCUGUCCCCCGCCUCCGUCCUCCGUUACGACGACUCCACUCCGUUCGAUAGCCCCGUGCAGAGUGACGUCACCCCAAACGAAGCUGCCGCCCCCGCCGCCGGCGAAUUCACGGCGUUAGACAAUCUCGAUCUCGGAAACUUCGACUCCCCAAUAGACUUCGACUUCUUCGGCUUACCAAGUUUCCGGUUACUCGCAAAACACGGCGCCGAGGAAUUCGACGAGUUCGACGUUGACUAUUUUCUCCUUGAAAAUCAGUUAGAGCACCCCCGUUCUCUCAUGGCUGAACUGUAAAUUUACCUUCUUUUUUUGGGGCGUAAUGCAACCGUGACGUGGCACUUUUGGCGGCAAAUUAUCGAGCGUGGGUAACUGUGUAUUGCGAGUAUUGCGUGUAGCCUAUUUUGCACGGCGGCUUUUUUAUGGAUAUUUCAAUUUUUGGUCAACAAUAUAUUAAUAAUUAAUUGUAUCAAUAUAUAAUUAAUUAAUUAUAUUUAUUAAUAACAGCGAAAGAGUGGGGUACGAGGAGACCAGGUUCAGCAUUGUGUAUAAUGUUUUCUUGGAUGGCAAGCCUUGCGUUGAAACACUAUUCAUAUUUUGACGUUUAAAUAUCAAUGUCUGUAUCAAUUUGAGUUGGAAAUCAAAUUAGUUUAUUUGUGGUU